Molecule: messenger RNA, 2056 nt
Organism: Arabidopsis lyrata subsp. lyrata
Lineage: Eukaryota; Viridiplantae; Streptophyta; Magnoliopsida; Brassicales; Brassicaceae
Product: protein DETOXIFICATION 17
Exons: 11
Coding region: 198-1742 (514 amino acids)
Biological process (GO): xenobiotic detoxification by transmembrane export across the plasma membrane
Cellular component (GO): membrane
Molecular function (GO): antiporter activity; xenobiotic transmembrane transporter activity
Source: RefSeq, a predicted model, not a curated record
UGAGAAAACAGAAAAGAAGAACCAGUCAUUUCUUUUUUUUUUUUGAAAGAGGAGAACCAUUCUUGUGUGGGUUUUGUCUCGUCGUAUCUCCUCUCACGUUGCAGAUCCGUAUUUGAUAUUGAAAUUGGGCCUCCUGAACUGUCUAUCUAUCUUUCAUAGAUCAGAUCAAGAAACUUAUUGUUCCACGGACGGAAAACAUGACAAGUAAGCUCUUAAGACGAUGUGAUACAGAUUCCGAAAGCGUAACAGCACAGUUGCUGGAUGAAGAAAAAUCAAAAGAUAUGGAGGUGGAAGCUGAAAAAGCGGAGAAGGUUACAACAGUUUCGCCGGCGGCACAACAUGUGAUGAUCGGAAAUAGUGUCAAGGAAGAGGUGAAGAAGCAGUUUUGGCUCUCUGCUCCACUCAUCGGCGUCAGCCUCCUCCAAUACUCUCUCCAAGUCAUCUCCGUCAUGUUCGUCGGCCAUCUCGGAUCACUUCCUCUCUCCGCCGCCUCCAUCGCCACCUCUUUCGCCUCCGUCACCGGUUUCACUUUCCUGAUGGGUACAGCGAGUGCGUUGGAGACACUUUGUGGGCAAUCUUACGGAGCAAAGAUGUAUGGGAAGCUAGGCAUUUUCAUGCAGAGAGCUAUGUUUGUUCUGCUCAUACUUUCAAUUCCUCUCUCGAUGGUUUGGUUUUACACUGAGGACAUUCUCGUCUUUGUCCACCAAGACAAGUCCAUAGCGAGACUUGCAGGCUCAUACGCUAGAUACAUGAUCCCUAGCAUCUACGCCUACGCGCUUCUUCAAUGCCUAAACAGGUUCUUGCAAACGCAAAACAAUGUGUUCCCUGUAUUUGUGUCCUCUGGAAUCACUACUUGUCUUCACGUUCUUCUUUGUUGGGUCUUCGUGUGGAAGUCUGGUUUAGGACACAGGGGAGCUGCUCUUGCUAUCUCUGUCUCUUAUUGGGUCAAUGUCAUUCUCCUCUCGUGUUAUGUCAAGUUCUCAGCUUCUUGCUCACAAACUUGGACUGGUUUCUCUAAAGAGGCUCUUAGCCACAUCCCUGCUUUUAUGAAGCUCGGUUUUCCUUCUGCGGUUAUGGUCUGCUUAGAGCUCUGGUCGUUUGAGCUUUUGGUUCUCUUGUCAGGCUUACUACCUAAUCCGGUUUUAGAAACUUCAACUCUUUCAAUCUGCCUUAAUACAUCAUUAACUGUCUGGAUGAUCCCGGUUGGCCUUGGUGGCACAGCAAGCACGAGGAUCUCGAACGAGUUAGGAGCAGGGAAUCCAAAAGGCGCAAAGCUGGCUGUACGUGUGGUUGUAGCCACAGUAGUUGUAGAGGGUAUUAUGAUUGGAUCGGUUUUGUUGGCGAUUCGGAAUAAAUUGGGAUAUGCCUUCAGCAGCGAUCCAAAAGUCAUCAAAUAUGUAGCAUCGAUGAUACCAAUUGUCGCUGCAGGCAACUUCCUUGACGGAUUCCAAUGCGUUCUGUCAGGGGUUGCUAGAGGAUGUGGAUGGCAGAAGAUUGGAGCUUGUGUGAAUCUCGGCUCAUAUUAUCUAGUUGGAGUUCCACUGGGGUUAUUACUUGGUUUCCAUUUACAUUUUGGUGGUCGGGGCCUUUGGCUUGGAAUCGUAUCAGCCUUAGUUGUUCAAGUGCUGUCUCUUUCCAUCAUCACAUUAGUUACAAACUGGGAUAAAGAGGCCAAGAAAGCUAAAUACAGAGUCGGGCAUUCGGAUAAGGAGGUAACUGAAGCUGAAGCAUCAAUUAUAUAGUGUAUAGUAUGAUCUUAAUGGUUCAGAGAAUGCUUCACUAUCUUCUCAUCGUCGUGUUUCAAGUUGGAUCGUCUCAGUGAGGUUGAAGCUUUCACUGCUUUUGGUAGUGUAGCUUUUUUGGUAGCGGUUUUAGAAAUUUAUGUUAGUACAGGGUAGUUUGUUGGCAAAAACCUGGAAACUACAUUAUUAGUUUGGAUUUGUUUGGAGUGUUAUGAUUCAUAUGAUGUAUAAUCGGAUUGUGAUUGAUAUCUUUGAUUCACUGCGAUGUAAAUUUCUUCAUAUAUAUAAGAUCCAUUGCGAUCGCAUGAAACAUA